CAUUCGUUUUUCGCCUGCUGUCGACAGUUAGCGCUGUGUUUGCGAGUGGUGGCGGCGUUUGCAACUACGGUCCCCCUUGAAUGUGAAAGAAGACGCAUCGAAAAGCAUCAAAGAUGGCUUUCGCACCCAAAAAAGACGGAGGGCCAAAUUUGAAAUUUUACGAAGCCCAAGAAACACUUUUACUUUUUGAAGGGGUGAAAGCAUGGCUGUUAAAAAAUUGCAAAAAGUAUGUUCAAACAGAACCUCCGACGGCAAAAAGUCUUUCGACUUGCAUCACUCAAGUUGUCCAAUUCCAAGAAGAUGCCUGUGGAAAAAAUGUGACCAAACCACCACUUACUAGAAUCCCCACAAAAUGCUUUUUGGACUUCAGACCAAAUGGCGGGCUCUGCCAAAUUUUGGCCACUGUUUACAAAUUUCGCACAGAUCAUGGCUGGAGGAGGAUGGAUUUCGCAUCUCCCUCCAGAAUGGAUCGCCACAUUGAAAUGAUGAUGGCCAUUGAGAAAGCCUUAAUUCAAGCAAAAUGUCUUGUGCAGCCAAAUAUUUAUAUUAUGCCUGAAGUUGAUAAAGGAAUUGUUGGGAAACUAAAGGAAAUUGUCAAAAGACAUCAAGGACUAGUAGCAGAGAAUGAAGCAGAGGCAACACACAUUGUCUAUUCUGCUACCGAUCCACUCGAAGAAGAGUACGCCCGUCCGUUGUUUCGUCGCGAUCGUAACACCUUACUUCAUUGGUAUUAUUUCCCUGAUUCCUACGACAAAUGGGACACAAUCGACCUGCCUGUCGAUCCUCCAGAGCUUUCCGACUACCUUGAAUCCCUAAAUGAACCUCAUAAAACGUAUCGAGUUGCUGCCAAUUGGUUACUCGAUUUAGACCAAUACAACGAGUGGAUGAAUGAAGAAGAUUAUGAAGUUGAUGUAAAUGGCAAAAAAAAAGUGCACAGACUUCGUUUGUCCGUGGAGGAUCUAAUGAUGGGCAGCGAGAACAAACAGAAGGGGAAAACCCUAAAGCGGAGGCGGUCCCCUUCACCCGCUGGUAGUGGCUCCACAAAAACUGUCACCACUCCAGCAACUGCGGGUGGUGCUGGAAAACGUAAAGGCGUCCGUCCCUCUUUACUGGGUAAAAAGUUCAAGGGUGGCGAAGAUGACAGCGACGAUCUCACACGUGAUAUGGAAGAUCCUCCAUCAGACACCAAUCUACGCGAAGUAGAGGUUCCCAAAGCUCAUCCCGUUCCAGGCGGACCACUUCCAGCAACAAUUAAGAAGGACGCAGAUUGGAUGCCUACGAAAGGAGCUGCAUUGACUGAUUUAGACGAGGAAGGUGAAAAACUGGCUGAUAUCACGUUGGUCACGCCGCAAGACGAUCCACAUGGACAGCAGGUACUGCUACAACAGCAUGAUGAUAAUGUCACCGAUCAGACUCACCACAUUAUAAUUCCAAGCUACGCCGCUUGGUUUGAUUACAAUUCGAUUCAUUCAAUUGAGCGUCGCGCAUUGCCUGAAUUUUUCAAUGGCAAGAAUCGAUCAAAGACUCCAGAGGUUUAUCUAGCGUAUCGGAAUUUCAUGAUCGACACCUACCGCUUGAAUCCCACCGAGUACUUGACGAGCACGGCUUGCCGGCGUAACUUGGCCGGCGACGUUUGCGCCAUCAUGCGCGUUCACGCUUUCCUCGAGCAAUGGGGACUCGUCAACUAUCAAGUGGAUGGCGAUUCGCGACCGAUGCCUGUUGGUCCGCCGCCAACGUCUCACUUCCACAUUCUGUCAGAUACUCCAUCAGGUCUGCAACCGGUGAACCCGCCUCGCACUACCCAGCCGUCGGCUGCCAAGACGUUGAUCGAUAUGGAUAAGAAAACAGGAGCAACUGCCCGCCAAUCAGAAACAGCUCCCGUGGCUAAUAAUUUUGGCCUGAAACUCGACCAGUACAGCCGUAAGAGCUCGUCGGUACUGAAGAACAAGGCCACGAGAGAGUGGACAGAACAGGAGACUCUCUUGUUACUCGAGGGCUUGGAACUGUACAAGGACGACUGGAACAAAGUGUGCGAGCACGUCGGAACCCGUACCCAAGACGAAUGCAUCCUCCACUUCCUCCGCCUUCCCAUCGAGGAUCCCUUUUUCGAGGACGUUGAACUGGGAAGUGGCGGAGCCCUGGGCCCAUUGGCCUAUCAGCCCAUUCCCUUUAGCCAGGCCGGCAACCCCAUCAUGUCGACAGUGGCUUUCCUCGCUUCCGUCGUCGAUCCUCGCGUCGCUGCCGCCGCUGCCAAAGCCGCCAUGGAGGAAUUCGCCAAAAUCAAGGACGAAGUGCCGUCCGCUCUGCUGGAGACGCACAUGAAGAACGUUGAGACUGCGGUGGCUGAAGGCAAAUCGGAUCCGUCUGUGGCGGCUCUUACCCAGUCCGGAAUUGCGGGAACAGUUCAAGACAAGGAGGAGGCCGAAAGAGAGAAAGAAAAGGAGAAAGCAGAAAAAUUAGUCGAUGAAAAGGAAGCCGAAAAGAAGGAAGAGAAGAAGGAGGCGGAUAAAAAGGGUGAAGACCAGAAGGAAACGGAGAAAAAAGAAAGCGAGAAAGAUGCCCCUGCUACUGUCGAAAGUGGAAAGGAGCCGGAGAAAGAGAAAAAGAUGCCGGAGACAGAAACGGAGGAAGACAAAGACAAAACGGAAAAGAUGGAUGUGGACGCCAGCAAAGAGACCAAGGAAGAUGGAGAAGGGACGAAAGAGCCGGCUGCAAAGGAAUCUGAAUCUAAGGAGCCAGAAAUUAAGGAAGAAAAAAUGGAACUUGGCGAAACUAAGAAAGACAAAGAAAGCGACGAUGAUAAAGAGAAAUCCUCUGAGGCAUCGGUCGCAUUGGUUGCGGACAGUGAAAAGCAGAAGCUCGUCAAAGACGCGCAACUACAAUCGGCAGCAGCCGCUUCCCUCUCUGCAGCCGCCGUCAAGGCCCGUCACCUCGCAGCCGCAGAGGAGCGCAAAAUCAAAUCUUUGGUCGCUCUCUUGGUCGAGACGCAAAUGAAAAAGCUCGAGAUCAAAUUGAGGCAUUUCGAAGAGCUCGAAGCCAUGAUGGAUCGCGAGCGCGAAACUUUGGAAUACCAGCGACAGGCAUUGUUGCAAGAGCGUCAAGCGUUCCAUUUGGAGCAGCUGCGGGCAGCUGAGGCGAGAGCUCGUCAACAAGCUCAGGUUCAACUCCAGCAGCAACAAAUGCAGCAAGCUCAAAUGCAACAGCAACAGCAACAGGUGCAACAGAUUCCCAUCAUCCCGAACGUGCAAUUGCCCAUCGGUCCACCUCCCUCUGUAGCCACGGCCGGCUACACGGGCAGCUCGCCACUUCCGCCGCAAAUCCAACCCAGUCCGCAGCCUCACUUGCCGCCACCCACGACACCUGUCCCAUCAUCCGACGUUCCAACGACUCUGUCGGUCUAAA
Molecule: messenger RNA, 3402 nt
Organism: Daphnia carinata
Lineage: Eukaryota; Metazoa; Arthropoda; Branchiopoda; Diplostraca; Daphniidae
Gene: mor
Product: SWI/SNF complex subunit SMARCC2-like
Exons: 9
Coding region: 114-3401 (1095 amino acids)
Biological process (GO): positive regulation of DNA-templated transcription
Cellular component (GO): SWI/SNF complex
Molecular function (GO): DNA binding; histone binding
Source: RefSeq, a predicted model, not a curated record